AAUUUAUAAACCUCCAAAAGAAUUGGAAUUCAUUCCAACUGUUUCAUUCUUUAAACUCUCGUUAAUUUUGUUGCGUAAUCAAGGACAACAUGAAAUUCAAAAACUUAUUAGCGAAUCUGAUCCUGAUAGGAUUGGUUUAGUAAAAAUUUUUUUCGGUAAUUGGUUGAUUAUAAUAACUGACAUCGAACAUGCUAAACCAUUUCUCUCUGAAAGUGGUGAAUUACCCGAAAAACAUUUAACAAAAAUUUUCUUUGGAAAAGGGGUGUCAUUCUCGAAUGGAGACCGUUGGGUACGACAACGAAAAAUUGCGACACCGGCAUUUAAUCGAGCGCUUCGUUCCGAAAUGGUUGGAGAAUGCACCAAUGAAUUUAUAAAUUUGUUAAAUAAAUGGACGGAUACACCGAUAGAUGUGUUUUCAUUGAUGCAACGUAUUACUGUUCAAAUAUUAGGAAAAUUGGCCUUCGCAUAUGAUAUGAAAGCAUUGGAUAACUUGGAAGAACAACCGCGCUUUUUAAAAAUAUAUACCAAAAUUAUUCGACAUGUUACAAAUACGCUCCUUGUGGCAUUUCCUUUUUUGAAUUCAUUACCUCUUAAAAGAAAUGCUGAAAUCAUUUCAUUAAUUAGAGAAUUUGAUGAUUUUAUAUUUGAAAUGAUUGAACAACGAAGACUUCAAAUGUCUAGAUCAAAAAAUAAUGAUGAAAAUACUGAUUUAUUGGCUGGAAUUUUAGAAGCUGCUAAUCAAGAAGAAUAUAAUUAUACGGCUAAAGAACUUAGAGAUGAUAUAGUUGUUUAUUUUGUUGCUGGACAUGACACUUCUUCAGUUUCAUUAAGCGAUGUUCAAAAAAAAGCCAGAGAAGAAGCAAUUAAUGUUUUAGGAAAUACUUCAGAAUUACCAACUUCUGAAAAUCUUAAGGAACUAAAAUACAUAACAGCCAUAAUUAUGGAAUCACUUCGUCUCUAUCCACCAGCAUUACAGAUAUUAUUUCGUUCUCCUACUAAGCCAUUGAAUUUAUCAAGGAAUAUUACAUUACCGAAAGGAGUAAGAAUUACAGUGAGUCUAUGGCAAGUUCAUAGAAAUCCCGCUAUUUGGAAUAAUGUUGAUGAGUUCAUUCCUGAAAGAUUUAUAAAUCCCGAAAAGGAGAUAAAAAGUAAUUGGGUUCCAUUUUCGAGUGGGCCUAGAAGUUGCAUUGGACAAAAUUUUUCAAUGAUGGAACAAAAAGUUAUUAUUGCAAUGACACUACUUAAUUUUGAGGUUUCACUUCCUCCAGAUGCCCGGCACUUGGAUAGAGUACCAUUAACAUCAUCUUUCAUGUUACAUCCAAAGAAAUUAGAUCUUGUAUUUUCAAAGUUAAAGUAG
This is a messenger RNA of Dentiscutata erythropus, 1357 nucleotides long. NCBI's taxonomy places the organism in Eukaryota, Fungi, Glomeromycota, Glomeromycetes, Diversisporales, Gigasporaceae. The record is from the annotation of a GenBank genome assembly.